AUGGCGUGCUGCUGGUGUGAAACGCUGGCAUCCAGCUCAAGUGGUCGAGUCACUGAGAUCACGCAACAAGAGAUUUUUCUUUUGCCGAUUUCAUCGAAACAAUUUUUCAUUUUGCAGCAACCCGAUUGCUUUUUUGAUUUUUUUUCUGGUUUAUUGUAUGGGCCUACUUCUUUCGCGUUCUCGUGGCCUAGCAUUCGCGUUUUUCCAUUUGCACUUGGAUCAUUUUUUGACAGAGUUUUCGUACAUCAAGUUAGCCUAUCAUCACCAAGCCAAGUUGUAAAUGGAAGGUACUACUAUCUCUAUCCUGUUUCCUUUUAA
Amoebophrya sp. A120 is the source of this 318-nucleotide messenger RNA. The record is from the annotation of a GenBank genome assembly. NCBI's taxonomy places the organism in Eukaryota, Dinophyceae, Syndiniales, Amoebophryaceae.